UAUCGUCCCGCGAAAUCUAGAGUCUCUCUCCGAUCCAUUCACUCUCUCAUCUCUUCUGUCUCUUCUUGUGGUAAUGGCGUCAAUUUCGGCUUUAUCUGUUGGCUCACUACCUAAAUGCAUGGAGUCCAACAAAUUUUCAGAUUCCUCUCUCCGUGGUAAAAAUAACAAGGAGUCUGGAUUUGUUCGCUUGGUUGAGCGAAGAAAAGUGGUUCUCUCUUCCUUUGGGAUGCUAUCUGCGACAUUGUUGAAUAAUUCAAGGGACGGAAGUGUUGCGGCGACAGAAUUUGCUGACAUGCCAGCGCUUAGAGGCAAAAAUUAUGGUAAGACAAAAAUGCGAUACCCAGAUUAUGCAGAAACUGAAUCAGGGCUCCAGUAUAAGGACUUACGAAUAGGAUAUGGCCCUAAUCCAAAAGUGGGAGAUACAGUUGUGGUGGAUUGGGAUGGUUACACCAUAGGUUAUUAUGGUCGCAUAUUUGAAGCCCGGAAUAAAACCAAGGGUGGCUCUUUUGAGGGUGAUGACAAGGACUUUUUCAAAUUCAAAUUAGGGUCGCAAGAGGUAAGUCUUCAUUUAAUGACCAGAGUUCCUCAAAAUUUGAGAAAUUACAAACCUACAUCAGAUAUUGGGCCUGGCAUGCGUAGAAAGAAAAAGACAAAUAGGAAGGGUGAGCUGGCAGAGGAGGGAGGAACAUUCUAAUGAACUAUGACAUAUAGUGGUGCUGGUUUGUUUGUGUGUAAGGGGCAUGGAUGCACAGUAGUGGAGAGUGCUACCUCAAAUGCUAAUGUGAGGCAGCAUACUGUAUGUGUCCUGUGUCUUUCAUUUCUGUUUUCCUUUUCAUCAGAGAGCUUAGAGUUGUAGCUUGUUCAAUUGGGCACUAAUCCCUCUUUCUUCCACUGAGAUAGGGGGAUUAACCAGUAACUUUGGGUAACUUCAGUUUACAGAAAUAGUGAAUGACAGUUCUGCAUUUUGGUUAGGUUAAAGGAUCGCAAUUGGAUGAAAUGAGAACAAGCUUGGAUUGGCUUAAAGUAAGAUUGAACUAUGGGUUGAAAAAUAAAUCAAGACGAAACCAAUAGUUUGGUCACACAACUUUAAAUAAAACCUUAAAAUGAAAGCACAAGUUAAUAUUAUUAUUUGAUGAUAGAAUCUAUGUGCGCUUUUCUCUAUGCUUCACUUGCUUUUUCGAUGGCUCCCUACACAAGGGAGGUUUUGAAGAAUGGUUGCUUAUGUUCCUCGAAU
Prosopis cineraria is the source of this 1234-nucleotide messenger RNA. RefSeq names its product peptidyl-prolyl cis-trans isomerase FKBP19, chloroplastic. The record is from RefSeq and is a predicted model, not a curated record. Gene Ontology annotation, molecular function: peptidyl-prolyl cis-trans isomerase activity. Bases 74 to 694 code for a protein of 206 amino acids. The transcript is spliced from 8 exons. Lineage: Eukaryota; Viridiplantae; Streptophyta; Magnoliopsida; Fabales; Fabaceae. Gene Ontology annotation, cellular component: chloroplast; thylakoid.